AAAACCCCGGAAAAAAGUGAAUCAUUUACGGUGUUAUAUUGAUUAGUGGAAUAUAUUUUGGGAAUAAUUCGAUAUUCUAAAGUGUACCGUUUGUGGAUCAGUGAUUUGUAAUCGUUAAUAAUACGAAUAAUACGACUAAAUCUAAUAAAACUUGUGUGUGACCAUGACUUCAUCCAGCGGUUCAGUGGCGUCGGAUUUCUUCGGCCACGACCCUAAGACGUUGGCCAUGGAUGCUUGCUUCACUGCGUUCGAUAAGGAUGGCGAUGAUCGCCUGUCGCUGGCCGAGUUUACCCUGAUCUGCCGGGCGCUGUUUCGGAAUGACAAAGGCCACAUCUAUGUCGUUCCGUCCGACCGGCUGGAGGAGAUGUUUGCCGUAUUCGACAAGAAUGAGGACGGCUAUAUCGACCGGGAUGAAUUUCAGUUCUGCUGGAAUCAGUGGAUUAAAACGAUCGUACGGCCAAUCAGUGCAUUUCUGGUAGUGGAUGUGCAGAACGAUUUCAUCAGCGGUUCACUCAACAUCAGCAACUGCAGCGCUCAGCAGAACGGCUUGGAGGUAAUUGACCCGAUAAACAAGCUCCUGGAUACGGUGGACUUUGAUUCCGUGUUCUACUCGCUCGAUUGGCACCCGAGUGAUCACGUUUCGUUCAUCGACAACAUCAAACAGCGGCCCAUCCAUCCGACCAGUCCGCUGAAUGCCGACAAUGCGCAGGUGUACGAUACGGUCAUCUUUGCCGGUCCACCACCGAUGAAGCAGCGUCUGUGGCCACGCCAUUGCGUGCAGGAUUCCUGGGGUUCCGAACUGCACAAGGAUCUGAAGAUCGUCGAUCACGGCAUCAAGGUGUACAAGGGUACCAAUCCGGAAGUUGAUUCGUACUCAGUUUUUUGGGACAACAAAAAACUGUCCGACACGAGCCUGUGCAGUCAGCUGAGAAUGAAGAGCGCCACGGAUAUUUACGUGUGCGGGCUUGCGUACGAUGUGUGCGUUGGUGCAACCGCGAUUGACGCCCUGUCGGCUGGCUACAGAACGAUUUUGAUAGACGACUGCUGCCGAGGUGUCGACGUCAACGACAUCGAAAGCACGAAGGAGACAGUCAUAUCGAACAAUGGAGUUAUCAUCAAUACUCGAGAGGUUAAAGCGAUGGUGGAAGGUCGAGACCGUCGGCCGGAGCUGGGCUACAAGCUGGCCAUGGAGCUGAAAAACGCCGACUCGGAUUUGUCGAAAAAUAACCGUCGACAGCAGCAGCAGCAGCAGCCACAACCGGACAGGCCACAGUAAAAUU
This is a messenger RNA of Sabethes cyaneus, 1280 nucleotides long. It is a transcript of the gene Naam, whose product is annotated as nicotinamidase. Lineage: Eukaryota; Metazoa; Arthropoda; Insecta; Diptera; Culicidae. The record is from RefSeq and is a predicted model, not a curated record. Bases 164 to 1276 code for a protein of 370 amino acids. The transcript has 9 exons. Gene Ontology annotation, molecular function: calcium ion binding.